Messenger RNA from Owenia fusiformis, 1604 nucleotides. The record is from the annotation of a GenBank genome assembly. NCBI's taxonomy places the organism in Eukaryota, Metazoa, Annelida, Polychaeta, Sabellida, Oweniidae.
GCUAGGUUCAACUAUUCAUCACAACAGAGAACUUAUUUUCAGACGUAGACAGGAUAUUUUUGCGGCAUCUACGUAUUUAUAGCAGAACCAAAGGGAGUUAUAGAAAUUGUGUCUAAAUGCAGUUUCAUCUAGAUGAGUGCUUACUGAUUCUGCUACGUCAGUGAACCACAUACAUUGUGGGUAUCUAGAAACUUACCAUUGAGACUACAGAUAUUACGGCAUUACAAAAAAUCAUGGGACGAAAGAAAAUACAAAUUUCCAGAAUCGGAGAUGAAAGAAAUCGACAGGUCACAUUUACAAAGCGAAAGUUUGGACUAAUGAAGAAAGCAUAUGAAUUGAGCGUACUAUGUGAUUGUGAGAUAGCUCUCAUCAUAUUUAAUAGCUCUAACAAACUUUUCCAGUACGCUAGUACUGAUAUGGACAAAGUACUUCUUAAAUAUACAGAAUAUAAUGAGCCUCACGAAAGCCGCACAAAUAAAGACAUCAUUGAGGCUUUAAAUAAAAAGGAAAACAAGGGGUGUGACAGUCCUGACCCUGACUCUGACCAGUAUAUCCUUACACCUAGAACUGAGGAGAAAUACCAGAAGAUAAACCAAGAAUUUGAUCGAAUGAUGCAGAACAACAGACUUCCCAUUAUGUCACCUUAUCAGAAUUCAAUGACGGUGCCAAUCGCCAACUCAGGGUACCCGGUGCACCCUCAGGCUGGCCUCUCUCCCGGAGCUAGUGGGGGACCCCCAGGCCUCAUGCAGCCUCCCCAGCCUCUGCCUCAAGGCAGUAUUAGCCCUAGGCCCAAUUCAGCAGGUGGUUUGCUGGAUAUGAGUACACCUAAUGGUUACCCUCCAAGCCGCUCACCUAACCCUAAUGGGGUCAUCAACACAUCCCCUGGGCGACCCAUGGCAAAAUCUCCACAACCCCCCAAUCAGGCGGGUGUCUCAAGGCCAAAUCUACGGGUUGUUAUUCCUAACUCAAGGGGAGACUUGGAACAGCAACAACAGCAACAACAGCAGCAGCAACAACAACAACAACAACAACAGCAACAACAGCAAAUCCCACCGAGAUCUUCAACAAACCACCAACUAGCAACCCCUGUAGUUUCCAUAGCAACCCCAAAUGCUCCUGGAGCAGCAUUUCCGUCCGGUCUCCCUACAGCUUUUCCUGGUUCAAAUGAUUUCUCAUUAAACUCUGCGGACUUGAAUAAUAUGCCUGGCUUCAACACACCUCAGUUAAUAGCACCAGGAGGGGGAGGGGGCCAGUGGAACAACCAUACGCCAGGCCCCUUAUCAGCAGCAGUGCAAGCUGCAGGUCUUCAUCAACCCCCAGUAUCUGUUUCAAGUCCUACACAUUCUGAUGGGCUGUCCCCGAGACAUCAUCACAUGAUGAAUAUCAAGAUGGAGCCUAUAUCCCCACCUCGUACGACCACUCCCUCUAGUCAGAAUCCCCACCUACUCUCGACCCCCCAUCAUCAAAUGGGUGGGACAGGCCACAUCUCUCCUUCAGCAUAUUCACAUCAUAGCAGUAACUCGUCAAGUCCAACUAAUGCAAAUGAUUUUGACGGACCGCAAUCAAAGCGUCCAAGGAUAACAUCGGAGGGUUGGCCUACCUAG